AUGGUGAGCAGCACCCACGAGCAUCACGACUACGUGCGCAAACACAAGUUCACCACCCCCGAUGUGGAGCGCGACUGGCGGCCGCGGGGCUACACCUGCGACUUGUUCGUUGACCCGCCAGGCAAGGAGUGGGUGGACUUCACUCACAAGGAGGACGAGCUGGUGGUGGUGGUGACGGGGCGCAUGGAGUUUCUCAUCGGUGGAGACCGCGUGGUGCUGGAGCCAGGGGACGAGGCCUUCAUCCCGGCGGGGGUGAAGCACAGCACCAAGAACAUGGGGGCCAGCGAGGCGCGGUGGCUCUACGGGUAUGCUUGA
This is a messenger RNA of Chlorella variabilis, 315 nucleotides long. RefSeq lists its product as hypothetical. The record is from RefSeq and is a predicted model, not a curated record. The coding region runs from base 1 to 315 and encodes 104 amino acids. The transcript has 3 exons. NCBI's taxonomy places the organism in Eukaryota, Viridiplantae, Chlorophyta, Trebouxiophyceae, Chlorellales, Chlorellaceae.